UACUCCGUACUCAAAGCAACGGUUGCAUCUUUUGCUAUUUAAUAUUAUACGUGCUGGCAUCUUCAACGUCCCCUAACUAUUCAAUACUAUUUAUUAUUAUCUACAGCCACACUCACCGUCUCUUCUAUUAUUCCAUACCUAUUUCUCCUCCUCGUUUGUUCCCAACCUUCCGUUUGGUCUACAUUUGGGAGUCUAGUUCUACCGGUUUACGUAUCUCUCCUCCAGGCAGCUUGUCCCCUAUCCUAUCUUUAAGGUCUUAUCUUCACCCAGCCGUUACUAGUAUUCAAGUCGGUUUCUACCACUGGAAAAGAAGAACACCAUCAACUCUUCGCCGAUAGCCUAGGAAUACUCGGGGAGCUAGCUGCGUAGCGUUUUUUCCGCCCUCCUUUACCCAUCCUCCUCCUCCCCCCCCAAAAAAACCACCCUCCGCGCAAACACCCUGCUUUUGUGACAAAGAACUCUUGGAGUAAGGUUCGCGGUUGUUAUGGUUGAUGGCAAUCAGCAUUUCACGCCCUUCUUUGCACAUCUUUCCCGGCGACAGAGCCGGUUUGGCCGGUGUCGCCGUGUACAGCGACCCCGUAACUUCGAUACCGGCAAGGAACAAGAAGUUAAGGAAGUAGGAGAUUCACAGCAUGAAACUCAUUGGUGCCGCCGGUGCCGUUGCCCUACUCUUGAUCAACACCGCACGCGCAUCCAUAUUACCUCGUAACCACGAUGCCAACGAUUACUUUGCACUCCAUCUUGAUCCCUCCGUCUCGCCACUCCAGAUUGCGCAGCUACUAGGAGCCACACAUGAAGGCCAAGUCGGUGAAUUGGCAGACCACCAUACAUUUUCCAGACCAAAGGGCCGGCCAGGUUCGGAUUUAGGCAAAACAUUAGACGACUUGAAGCUCCGGAGGAGGCGGAGGAAACGGGAUGUAUCGCACUCGAGUAUGGAAGAUCCCGUGGUGACAGAUGUGUUGGACGGGAUACUGUGGUCGCAGAAGUUGACCUUGAGACCUCCUAUGGUGAAACGGGCGCCCCCACCACCACCACCGACAACAGCAAAAACUAAGGCCCGCCAGUCGAAGCCGCAAGUUCAGGAAGAUGAGGGUUAUAACGCUACGGAAAGACUGCGUCAUAUCGCAACUACUUUGGAAAUUGAGGACCCAAUAUUCGCCGAUCAGUGGCAUCUGUUUAACACCGUUGAGGUGGGCCAUGAUCUCAACGUGACAGGCCUCUGGCUCGAAGGCAUAACUGGCGAGGGGGUGAUCUCCGCCAUUGUGGAUGAUGGGUUGGAUAUGAACAGCAAUGAUCUUAUGGAUAACUACUUUGCGGAGGGAUCUUAUGAUUACAAUGACAAGUCGCCCGUGCCCAAGCCCCGACUAUUUGACGAUAAACAUGGUACGCGGUGCGCUGGAGAGAUUGCAGCGGUGCGAAAUAAUGUCUGUGGCGUUGGAGUGGCUUAUGAUAGCAAAGUUUCUGGGAUCCGUAUACUCUCCAAACCCGUGACAGACGAGGAUGAAGCCGCUUCGAUCAACUACAAAUAUCAGCACAACCAGAUAUACUCCUGUUCCUGGGGCCCUAUCGACGAUGGCGCCACCAUGGAUGCCCCCGGUAUACUCAUCCGGCGGGCACUUGUCAACGGAAUCCAAAAGGGAAGAGCUGGGAGAGGUUCGAUAUACGUGUUCGCGGCGGGCAACGGUGCUGGAAAUGAAGACAACUGCAACUUUGAUGGCUACACGAACAGCAUAUACAGUGUCACCGUAGGAGCUGUCGAUCGCGAUGAUAAUCACCCGUAUUAUUCUGAGUGGUGCUCCGCGCAGCUCGUGGUAACGUAUAGCAGUGGUGCCAACGGGGCCAUACACACCACUGACGUUGGAGUGGAUUCAUGUGCAACAAGACAUGGUGGUACCUCUGCUGCUGGCCCGCUGGUUGCGGGCGUUGUGGCGCUUGCAUUAAGUGUCCGCCCCGAGUUGACCUGGCGUGAUGUCCAAUAUAUCCUCCUAGAGACUGCGAUCCCGGUCCAUUUAAACGAUAGCGACUGGCAGGAGACUAGUAUCGGAAAGCAGUUCAGCCAUGAGUUCGGCUACGGGAAGGUAGACGCAUACUCUGCUGUCCAUCUAGCUAAGGAGUGGAAGCUGGUGAAACCGCAAGCCUGGAUGCAUUCCCCCUGGCAGCAGGUUAACCAUCCAAUCCCCCAGGGAGAGACAGGGCUUGCCAGCUCCUUCGAAGUCACCAAAAAGAUGUUGGACAUGAAUAACAUCGAGCGUAUAGAACAUGUUACUCUCACGAUGAAUGUCAACCAUACCCGCCGCGGUGAUUUAAGUGUUGAACUUCACAGCCCGUCUGGUGUCGUCAGCCUUCUAAGUACGACAAGGAAAAAUGAUGAUCACGCUGUUGGAUAUGUUGACUGGACAUUUAUGUCCGUCGCUCAUUGGGGCGAAUCCGGCAUCGGCGAAUGGACCGUAAUUGUCAAGGACACAAUCGUCAACGAACACAACGGCACCUUCAUCGACUGGCAGUUAAACCUAUGGGGCGAAGCCAUCAACCCCAAGAUCCAAGAACUCCACCCCUUGCCAACCGAAAACGACCACGACCACGACACCGAACCCGCCGUCGUAACCACCACCCCCAUAACCACCCCCAUAACCACCCCCGGCGGACCCAGCCGCCCCACCCCCACCUCCAUCCCAUCAGACGGCGUCGACCGCCCCGUCAACGCGAAGCCCACCGAUUCUACCUCGGCCUCAGGUCCUGACGACCAUGACAGCGCCAACCCAUCCAAACCCGACAGCUUCCUCCCCUCCUUCUUCCCGACCUUCGGCGUCUCCAAACGCACCCAAGUCUGGAUCUACGGCUCGCUCACGCUCAUCCUCAUCUUCUGCGCCGCGCUGGGCGUCUACUUCCUCGUCCAGCGCCGGAAACGCCUCCGCAACAACCCGCGUGAUGAUUAUGAGUUUGAGAUGAUUGAUGGGAGCGACGACACGGAUCCGCUUAAUGGUGGUGGGGAUGACGAUGGCGAUGGGGCGGGACAUAUGGGUGCUGGUGGUGUUGGUCGGCUGGGACGGAAGCAGAGGAAGAAGAAGGGAGGGGAGUUGUAUGAUGCGUUUGCGGGGGAGAGUGAUGAGGAUCUUUUGAGCGAUGAUGGGACUGGGGAGAUGGAGUUAUCGGACUCCGGGAGUGAUGGGCCGUAUCGAGAUGAGGAGGAUGAUGAGAAGAGGGUUGGUGGUUCUGCUGGUAGUGGUGGUAGUGGUGGAUUAAGUGAGAAGACAUAGCGGGUUUGUGUUUUUGUUCAUUUUUGAUGAGCUUUUUAGAUUUUUUUUUUUUUUUUUUUUUUUUUUUUUGCGCGUUCCCUUUAAAGUUCUUUUACUUCACCCCCUUUUUAACUAUAUAUAUUUUCCGACCCCUGAAUGCCUGUUACCUUUUGUUGUUUGAUUUUUAUCUGUUCAUCUUCGCCCCUUGCUACCUAUUUCAGGGAGUUAAUUAAGCCUUGGUCCUUCGAUUGUUCUAUGGAGAUAUGGUAUUCCCGGCAUUAGAGCGAAGCGCCUCUGCGCUUCUGCUUUUGGUUGUUUAUGUGUUACCAUUACAUUUUGCCAUGUUGUCUAGCUCUUCUGGGAGGCGUUGAUGUUCCUAUCAAGAGGUCUUUACGAUCUGGCGUUCAGGCAUAUAUAUCCAAUCAGCUUUCUGUCCGUCGCUUUUUCAUGGAUCGAUUCGAGGCAUAACCAUAUAUGCAUUUGCAUGUACUGUACGUGUACGUCUAUAUCACGGAGAUCGGAUAUUGACAGGGAUUGAGAAGAAUAGAUAUCUUCAUCUGGGCAUUGUUAUAUGUUCCUUCUUCCUCUUUACUCAAUUUUCUGCUAAUUCCAAGCUCCCUUUCCCUUCACCACACAAUAUGCGGUAAGCGGUUCAGUAGUACAUCUUGUCAAAGCCAGAGUUACUCACACAGCUGGCUGUUAGGCACUAUAGAGGUUGUAAAAGGCUAUGCAUAUACGGGACCAAAUCGGUGGUGUCAUACAAGAACAAGAGACCCCUC
Blastomyces dermatitidis ER-3 is the source of this 4015-nucleotide messenger RNA. Its product is annotated as kexin. Lineage: Eukaryota; Fungi; Ascomycota; Eurotiomycetes; Onygenales; Ajellomycetaceae. Gene Ontology annotation, molecular function: serine-type endopeptidase activity. Gene Ontology annotation, cellular component: trans-Golgi network; Golgi membrane. The record is from RefSeq and is a predicted model, not a curated record. Bases 633 to 3257 code for a protein of 874 amino acids. Gene Ontology annotation, biological process: protein processing. The transcript has 2 exons.